Eimeria necatrix is the source of this 555-nucleotide messenger RNA. RefSeq names its product OPA3 domain-containing protein, putative. The transcript is spliced from 2 exons. The record is from RefSeq and is a predicted model, not a curated record. Gene Ontology annotation, cellular component: mitochondrion. The coding region runs from base 1 to 555 and encodes 184 amino acids. Gene Ontology annotation, biological process: regulation of lipid metabolic process. Lineage: Eukaryota; Apicomplexa; Conoidasida; Eucoccidiorida; Eimeriidae.
AUGCCGUUUCCGGCCGCGAAGCUCUUCAGCGUGCUGCUGCGGCAGCUAGCCAAGCCCCUGGCCGGCUCGCUGCAGCGGGCAGCAGCAGAAAGCCCCGCCUUCAAAGCUGCAUGCGUUGGACUGGCGAAUUGCUGCAGAGUUUUGGAGCAGCAAAUCACAAACAGUUUUUACGACAGAGACCUUUCUGGGGGCUUUUGGCCGCGGCUCACGGAGGCCAAGGCCGUGCGGCUGGGGGCCACCAUCAUCGGCGAGGCUUUCGUCUUCGCCGUCGCAGCCACCGCCCUCGUCAUGGAGUACCGCCGCAGCGCCCUCAAAGAAGCCGCGAAGGAACACCAACUCCAAACCCGCCUCAUGACUUUGGAGGUAAACAACAAACAGCAGCAGCAGCAGCAGCAGCAGCAGCAGCAGCAGCAGCAGCAGCAGCAGCAGCAACAGCAGCAGCAGCAGCUUUUGCUGCUGCUGCUGCAGUUCGAGUUGGAAACACAAGAAACUGAAACAAAGCCAAUUGCACUCAAAUUAACUGAAUUAAAUCACACGAAACUAAAUUCAAAUUAA